CAUCCUAAACCCUCUUUCAGCCUUAGUGAACCAUUGGCUAGGGUUUAAGGCCUAACCUCAUCCUCAUCGUCAUGGCAUGGUAAACCAUCCAUGGCCAUGACGGUUUCAGGGUUAAUCUUCGCCUGCAAGCCUCAUCUCUCUCUUCGUCCUCCUCUCUUCUACUGCUUUCACAAAACUCGGUUCAGUUCCGUUGCUGCAAUCAAUACGCUUGAUGACCCAAUAAGUUUUAUCAAAGAUGACAGUCAAGGCACUCCUUUUUCUCUUGGAAAAGAUGUGAGUAGAAAGGAAAGCAAAUUGGCACAGUGGAAGAAGCUUAAUUCUCAGGAUCUUGGAAUUAGCACUUCAAAGAUUUCCAAGCCGACAAGGAAAGUUCUUAAUGGGCUCAAAAGAAAAGGAUAUGAGGUUUACCUUGUAGGAGGUUGCGUUCGGGAUCUUAUUUUGAAGCGAACACCCAAGGACUUCGAUAUUAUCACUACAGCACAACUCAGAGAGGUGGUGAGAGCAUUUUCACGUUGCGAAAUAGUCGGAAGGCGGUUUCCAAUAUGUCAUGUGCACAUUGAUGAUACAAUAGUGGAGGUUUCAAGUUUUAGCACAGCUGCACGGAAUUUUGGUAGGGGCCCGACCUAUGAAAUUGAAAGACCUGCUGGUUCUGACAAGAAUGAUUUUGUUCGUUGGAGAAACUGUUUGCAACGAGAUUUUACAAUUAACGGGUUAAUGUUUGAUCCAUAUGAAAGGCUAAUUUACGACUACAUGGGAGGAAUUGAAGAUAUUAAAAAGGCUAAAGUUCGAACUGUGAUUCCUGCAAGCACAUCUUUUCAAGAGGAUUGUGCUCGGAUACUACGUGCAGUAAGAAUUGCCGCUCGGUUAGGCUUUAGUUUUUCUAGGGAAACAGCUCAUUUUGUCAAAAAUCUCUCUUCCUCGAUAUUGAGACUGGAUAAGUCAAGGCUUCUGAUGGAAAUGAACUACAUGAUGGCAUAUGGUUCUGCAGAAGCGUCUUUGAGAUUAUUGUGGAAAUUUGGACUCUUAGAAAUACUUUUGCCGAUUCAGGCAGAAUAUUUUGUUCGAAAUGGUUUCAAGAGGCGUGAUAAAAGAUCUAAUAUGCUCUUGUCUUUAUUUUCUAAAUUGGACCGACUGCUGGCACCGAACAGACCUUGUCACAGUAGUUUAUGGGUUGGAAUUUUAGCAUUCCAUAAAGCACUUUCAGACAAACCUAGAGACCCUUUCGUUGUUGCUGCGUUUAGCCUUGCCGUCCACAAUGGUGGAGAUAUAGCAGAAGCUAUAAGUAUUGCCAAGAGCAUCAAGAAAUUGCAUGAUAAUAGUUUUCAUGAACUAUCCGAACCAAAAGAUCUAGAGAAUCGGACAUUAGUAAAUGAGGUUAUGGAUCUUGCCACAUCUAUUAAAAGCAUCUUGUUCCAGAUGAAGGAUGAGCAUUUUGUCUCUCAAGCAAUGUCAGCAUACCCUCAAGCUCCAUUUUCAGAUCUGGUAUUUAUACCCUUGGCAUUGUAUUUGAAAGUUUGCAAGGUCUUCGAGUGUGUGACAAUGGGUACGGAGAAGGGAUUCGUAUCAAAGCAAGGCAGCCGGAUAGACUAUGAGUUGUUAGCAUUAGGAAGCCUGAGGGAAAUUCGACAUACAUUUGCUAGAGUUGUUUUUGAUACGGUAUACCCUAUUGACCGAGCCUAAGGUAAAAGAUGCUGCAUUUGAAGUGGUUGUAUGCAAUAGAAACGAAAAUA
Molecule: messenger RNA, 1730 nt
Organism: Hibiscus syriacus
Lineage: Eukaryota; Viridiplantae; Streptophyta; Magnoliopsida; Malvales; Malvaceae
Product: poly(A) polymerase I-like
Exons: 14
Coding region: 91-1680 (529 amino acids)
Biological process (GO): RNA processing
Molecular function (GO): RNA binding; nucleotidyltransferase activity
Source: RefSeq, a predicted model, not a curated record